ACAUUUUCAUGUUGUUGUCCCUUUAAAAAGCCUCCAUCCAUGCAGCCUCGACGUUGCAGUGCCGCGCUUUGGCCAGCAGAGGACGCGCCGUUGAACCAACGCGCUUCCCAAAUCCCCCCGCACGGAGUGUGGAGCUUCUCCCAACAAAGUGUCAACACCGUACGGACGCUUUUUUUUUUAUAUACACACCGGAGCGGCGCCUCAAGACCCGGUUCGACCUCCGGGACCUAAAAGGGUGCGCUUUGUCCGGACUUUGCCACUCGAAGGAGGCGAGAGAAGGAGGGAAUCCCAAGGAAAGAAAGGGGAAAACACCCCGGAGGUCUUCCAGCGGUGCGCCGAACAAAGUAACCCGGACAAAGUGUUGGAUGUUUCCGCUUGUUCGGAGGACGUCGUUCGGCGGAAGUAUUUCUCUCCCUUUUCUCCUUUUUUCUUUUCCCCUCCCGCGGAUUUAUGUCACGCCAGCUGAUCCAUGGCGACCUUCUAAGCGUGGAUAUGCGAGGGGAACUUUUGAAGGAUGAAGAGGAGAAAACCGAGUGAUUCGUGUUCGCCCAGAUCUUGACAUGUUUCCGCUCGCAAACUUGUGAAAUCUAUGAGAAGCGAGCGGCCGCGGGUGGACUUUGCGUGAUUGUGUGUGUGUGUGUUUGUGUGUGUGUGUGUGUGUGUGGCGUGUGCGAGCGCCGACAAGCAUGGAGGAGUGGAGACAAUGCGGGCGGUGGCUGAUCGACUGCAAGGUCCUGCCCCAGAACCACCGGGUCGUCUGGCCCUCGGCGGCCGUCUUCGACCUGGCACAGGCGCUGCGUGACGGCGUGCUGCUGUGCCAGAUGUUGCACAACCUCUCCCCCGGAUCUGUGGACCUGAAGGAGAUCAACUUCAGACCGCAGAUGUCACAGUUCCUGUGUUUGAAGAACAUCCGGACAUUCCUCAAGGUAUGCCACGACAAGUUUGGCCUGCGGAACAGUGAGCUGUUUGACCCCUUUGAUCUCUUUGAUGUCAGAGACUUUGGCAAGGUAAUAUCCACUCUGUCGAGGAUCUCCCAUCACAGCAUUGCACAAAUCAAAGGAAUCAGGCCUUUCCCUACGGAGGACACAGCCUUGAACGAGGACGAUGUCUACCGGAGCCUCGAAGAGCUGGCAGAUGAGCACGACCUGGGAGAAGAUGACAUCUACGACUGUGUGCCGUGCGAGGACGACGGCGACGACAUCUACGAGGACAUCAUUAAGGUGGAAGUACGACAACCCAUGAUCCGAUACAUGCAGAAAAUGGGAAUGACGGAAGACGACAAGAGGAAUUGUUGUUUGGUGGAGAUCCAGGAGACCGAGGCCAAGUAUUAUAAAACCCUAGAAGAUAUUGAGAAGAACUACAUGAUCCCGCUGAGACACAUCUUGAGUCCGCAGGACAUGGAGGCGAUCUUCGUUAACCUUGAGGACGUGAUCAAAGUACACUUUGCCCUCCUCCGAGCCAUCGACCUCAACAUGGUCACUGGAGGAAAUGGCCUGGGAAAGAUCUUCCUGGACUUCAAAGAAAGGUUGUUGAUCUAUGGACAGUACUGCAGCCACAUGGAGAACGCGCAGAAAACACUGGAUGAACUAAUAGCAACGCGAGAAGAUGUCAAGAUCAAAGUGGAGGAAUGUACAAUGAAAGUGCAGGAGGGCAAGUUCAAGCUGCAGGAUCUUCUGGUGGUUCCCAUGCAGCGAGUACUCAAGUAUCACCUACUACUGAAGGAACUUCUGAGUCACUCCGCAGACCGACCAGAGAGACAACAACUAAAGGAGGCCCUUGAAGCUAUGCAGGACUUGGCCAUGUACAUCAACGAGGUCAAGCGGGACAACGAGACACUGAAGAAAAUUAGCGAAUUCCAAAGUUCUAUAGAAAAUCUUCAGGUGAAGCUGGUGGAGUACGGGAGGCCAAAGAUAGACGGAGAGCUGAAGGUUUGCUCCAUCGUCAAUCGUACUAAACAGGACCGGUAUAUAUUCCUGUUUGAUAAAGUUGUAAUUGUCUGCAAGAGGAAAGGUUACAGCUACGAGCUCAAAGAGAUUAUCGAACUGCAGUCUUAUAAAAUGUCCGACGAUCCCAUGAACAACAGAGACAUGAAAAAGUCAAGUGGAAAAAUGUGGUCUUAUGGCUUCUACCUGAUCCACCUGCAAGGGAAGCAGGGCUUCCAGUUCUUCUGUAAAACGGAAGAAACAAAAAGGAAAUGGAUGGAACAGUUUGAAAUGGCCAUGUCCAACAUCAAGCCUGAGAGAGCCACGGCCAACCAGCAUAACUUCCAAAUGCACACAUUCGAUAAGAACACCAACUGUCGAGCUUGCAAGAUGCUGCUGAGGGGCAUCUUCUAUCAGGGUUACUUCUGUUCUCGGUGUGGAACAGGAGCACACAAAGAGUGUCUGGAAGUGAUCACCAUCUGCAGGAUCAAUCCUCAUGACUUGGAACCUGGCAUGUCUUCAGGUCCCAAGAUGGUAGCAGUGAGAAACUACCACGGCACACCCACGCCCCCAGGAAAGAUGCCGCUCUCCUUUCAAACAGGAGACUAUAUUGAGCUGCUGAAAGGAGACCCUGACACUUCAUGGUGGGAGGGAAGGUUAAUACAAACACAAAAAAGUGGCUUCUUCCCCAGUUCCUGCGUUAAACCUUACCUAGACCCAAAGCCUUUCCAGUCAUUAUCCAGCCGGCAGUCAUCGAGGGAUGCAGACUACUACGGAUAUCCUUGGUUUGCAGGGAACAUGGAGCGCCAGCAGGCUGACAACCUCUUAAAAUCCCACAGUAGCGGGACCUACCUCAUCAGAGAGAGGACGGCUGAAGCGGAGAGGUUCGCCAUCAGCAUCAAAUUCAAUGACGAAGUCAAACACAUCAAAGUGGUGGAGAAAGACAGCUGGAUCCACAUCACAGAGGCCAAGAAGUUUGAGAGCCUUUUGGAGCUGGUGGAAUAUUAUCAGUCCCAUUCGCUCAAAGAAAGCUUCAAGCUGCUCGAUACCACAUUGCGAUACCCCUACAAAUCAAGGGAACGCUCGCUAACGAGGGCCAGCCCACGCUCGCCGGCCACCUGCGCCUCCUACAACUUCUCCUUCCUCAGUCCACAGGGCCUCAACUUCUCUUCCUCGCCAAGCUCGGCUCCCUUUUGGUCAGUGUUUACUCCUCGCGUGGUCAGCACAGCGGUGGCCAGGUAUAACUUUGCAGCCCGGGACAUGAGAGAACUGUCACUACGGGAAGGAGACGUCGUCAAAAUCUACAGCAAGAUCGGCGGAGACCAGGGCUGGUGGAAGGGCGAGGCGAACGGACGAAUUGGAUGGUUUCCCUCGACCUACGUGGACGAAGAAGGAGUCCAGUAAAGAUGUCAAAACAAAACAAAAAGUCAGGAACCAUCAGUCUGCUGAUUCUCGGAGAAAAACUCCGCACUCUGCAGGAAACAUUUUUUUGUUGAUCCCGGAUCGCGAGCGCCUUUCCCAUUCCUUUUGCUUGUGUUCGACUUUUUUCAAGCACUCCCCCGUUUCGUUCGUGUACAGCCGAGAGGGGAAAACGGGGCUUGCUGUUUGAUCUGCAAAGGCUUAGACAAAAAGAAAAACAGCUUUACGUGGAGGAAAAGGAAAGGAAAAAAAAAAUGUCCUUGCGGACCUCUGCGAGGUGGAAUAAAUGUACAGUAUAGAUAAUUUAUUGAAUAGAUAUUAUUACCAUGACUGUUGUUAUUGUGCGGAUUUUAGCAACGAAAAAAAAAAAAGAAUCUGCAGAGAAACGAAAAUAAGGGAAAAAAAAAAUAAAUAAAGACGGCUGCUCUUUUUUUUUU
Messenger RNA from Entelurus aequoreus (snake pipefish), 3778 nucleotides. RefSeq names its product guanine nucleotide exchange factor VAV2-like. Gene Ontology annotation, molecular function: guanyl-nucleotide exchange factor activity; protein binding. The record is from RefSeq and is a predicted model, not a curated record. Gene Ontology annotation, cellular component: cytoplasm. Lineage: Eukaryota; Metazoa; Chordata; Actinopteri; Syngnathiformes; Syngnathidae. Gene Ontology annotation, biological process: cell migration; regulation of GTPase activity; intracellular signal transduction.